AAAACAAUAACAUAACCUAUACAAACUGCUCUGUCACUAUUCAUUUUCAUAAUAUUUCCAUUUUGUAAAUCUAUAGUGUCAUUGCUGAAAUAUUACAAUCUCAUCAUCGAAUAUGGCAGAAAAUCCUUUUGGAUGGGAUUUACUCUUUAGUGGUAUAAAAAACGACAUAAGAAAUAACCAAGAUCUCUUGAUUGGGCUGGUCCACUAUACCCUCGUCUCGAAUGGCUUUAAUUGUAUUGGUUUGGGGGAAUCUAAGCACCUCACUGGCGAUGAACCCAAAAGUGAAACUCUUCCAGAAGGUUGGACCGAUCAUUAUACUAUACGAUACACCUAUCAAGGUGUCCUAUAUAAUUUGAAAGGUACCAACUUGGAUGACGCUAUAAUGGUAAAUCUGAUAAGAGUUGAUGAACGAAAUGUAUCUUUUGUACAACUGAACACAAGGUCAGUGGUAAAACGUUCAGGACCUUUAAAUGAGAUGAUUCCAGAAUAUACUGCUAUGAUCGAUGUUAUUAAAAAGCAACUUAUAGAUAAAGUCAUUGUAUCGAAAAAGAAUCGUGAGAGUUCAACUCAAACACAACCUUCAACUACGCCUCAUAGGUGGCAACAAAGCCUCACAUCUAACUCUCCAAGUAAUUCGAAUAAUGCUUUGUAUGAGAAUAGGGAUUAUAGGGAAUCCUUUGGGCAUUUCAUGGAUCCUGUAGGAAGGAAUGAUUUAGAUCCUUUUGGUGUAGGUGUAGAUCCUUUGAGAAUAGGGCGUCCCAAUCGGCCAAGUGGAGGUGGAGGAAUGCUUUUUACACCUCCUGGAGCGUUUGGACCAACUCAUCCUUUACCUCCGGGCUUACCACCUGGUGCCGUACCCCCAGGUGCUAGAUUUGAUCCAUUCAGGCCUCCGGAGACUGAUCGCUGGAGUGGUAGAAGGAAUCGCCGUCCAGAUAACGAUGAAUUUAUGCCUCCAGGAUAUGAUGAUAUGUUUAUGUGAAGCAUUAUUCGUUUUAUUGUGAAAUAAUCAUUACACAUCAAGUAAUGCUUUUAUUCAUUUCCAUUACUUGUGGCCUAACAUUAUUGUCUCCUUAAUUAUGUACCUUUAGUUUUGAAAAUGCCUGUGUCCUAGGGUUGAUGAAAUGUUAAGUUUAAAAUUGAAACAUAUUUGAUAACUGGUGCAAGUAAAAAAUAUGGAGGUUUCAUUUCAACAGUUUAAUAAUCCAUUAUAGAGAGAUUAAGAAAAUUGAGGCUGUAUUUGAUAGGAUUGAACGAUAUUUCAAUAAAUAUUUUGUUUUAAA
Messenger RNA from Coccinella septempunctata (seven-spotted ladybird), 1280 nucleotides. It is a transcript of the gene PI31, whose product is annotated as proteasome inhibitor PI31 subunit. The record is from RefSeq and is a predicted model, not a curated record. The coding region runs from base 113 to 979 and encodes 288 amino acids. Gene Ontology annotation, molecular function: proteasome binding; endopeptidase inhibitor activity. The transcript has a single exon. Gene Ontology annotation, biological process: proteasome-mediated ubiquitin-dependent protein catabolic process. Lineage: Eukaryota; Metazoa; Arthropoda; Insecta; Coleoptera; Coccinellidae.